UAACCGACUCCGACCUUCGGAUCGAUCCUCGGGUGAGCCUCCCAAAUAUGGGUAGCAGAAAAUAGGAGCGAGAAGAGAGAGAGAGAGAGAGAGAGGUGCUCCAUUCAUCAUACAAAAGCAAAACAAGAAAAUUUGUCAUGUUUUCUUGCCUGGUUCCGUUCCAGGUGAGGGCAAAGCAUGUUUUGAGCUUCCAUGGCUGAUAGGAGCCAUUCGGCGUGAUCUCCAGGACAGAACAGAGAACCGAGAAUCCGCUGAUCAUCCGUUUUGGCGUACAGGAAUCCGUUUCUUUCUCUUCCAUUUUUCCAAAUGAAUUCCGAUUGAUUAAUCCAAUACUAAAUAGUUUUCCUGUACGCCAAGAUCCUCCCUUUGUUGAGUAAACAUGUACAAAAACAUACAGAUUUUGCUCUCUAUUAUUUCUGUAUCCGUUCUUUUCGAUUCCCUUUACGCGUCAAGUGCAGACCCCACCCCGUUGAUCCUUAGCUGUGGGUCGACGGGCGGCGGGAAGGACGCCGAUGGGCGAAAAUGGGACUCGGAUUCUAAGUACUUCACCUCCAACAACUCAACGGUAGAGAAAGCCACGUAUCAAGACCCCUCUCUCCCCUCCGAUGUCCCAUACAUGUCUGCCCGGAUUUUCACCUCCGAAGCAACAUAUCAGCUACCCGUGAAAUCCGGCAACCGCUACUGGGUCAGGCUCCAUUUUUACCCAUCUACGUAUGGAUCCCUCGAUCCUGCAGAUGCGUACUUCUCGGUGGUCGCCGGCAGCGUCACCCUGUUGAAGAAUUUCAGCGCCUCGGUCACGGCUCAAGCUCUCACACAGGCCUACCUCGUGAAGGAAUAUUCUCUGGCACCCUUGGACUCGGAUUUUGUGAACAUCACUUUUGCGCCUUCAGAUAAGCACAGUGGAGCCUAUGCCUUUGUGAAUGGCAUCGAGCUGAUUCCGAUCCCGGACUUGUUCGACUCGGCACAGAUGGUCGGGUUCUCAGACCAACCUGUCGAUGCCAAGGCCGCGAAUCUACAGACUAUGUAUAGGUUAAAUGUUGGAGGCCAGUAUAUACCUCCGAGCAAUGACUCCGGUACGCUCACUCGAACAUGGUACGAUGAUACGCCUUAUUUGUAUGGAGCAGUGGCAGGAGUCACAAACGAGGCCGACAAAAAAGUUCAGAUCCAGUACAAUGAUUUGCCUGACUAUGUCGCCCCGGUUGAUGUUUACAGAACCGCAAGAUCCAUGGGGUACGAUAAGAAUUUGAACAAGAACUACAAUCUGACUUGGCAGUUUCAGGUGGACGCUAAUUUCACCUACCUUGUGAGGAUGCACUUCUGUGAAUACUUCUUGACUAAGGUCAACCAGAGAGUUUUCGAUAUUUACAUCAACAAUCAGGUUGCCCAGGAAGCAGCCGAUGUGAUCGGAUGGGCGAGUGAGCAGGGGGUGCCGGUUUAUAAGGAUUACGCAAUUUAUGUCGGCGACGGGAAGGGGGACGAGCAAAUCUCGAUAAUGAUGAAUCCCUCUGUCACUGCAGAUCCUCCACCGGAGUACUACGACGCUCUCCUAAAUGGGCUGGAAAUAUUUAAGAUAACCGAUGCAACCGAAAACUUGGCGGGUCCCAAUCCGGAGCCAUCCGAGAUGCUAAUCAAGGCUGAGGCCGAGGCUGCAGCUAAGGCUAGUGAAGCAAAGGCUUUCACGUCAUCAACAACGAGCAACGUUAAGUUGAUCACUGGAGCGGCUGGAGGAGCGGCUGCGUUCGGUGCCUUGGCGGCAAUAUGCAUCACAGUCUACGUAAAAAAGAAGAGAGUCCCCGGAACCGAAUCACAUACAACUAGCUGGUUACCUAUCUCGGGUUUCUCCCACACGGCAGGAAGCAAAUCGCACGCCUCUGCUGCCAGCCACCUCUCGUCAGAGGCUCAGUGUCUCAGCCGACGUUUCUCGUUAGCUGAAAUUAAACAGGCAACGAAGAACUUCGACGAGUCUUAUGUCAUUGGGGUCGGAGGCUUCGGCAAGGUCUAUAAAGGAGUCAUUGAUAAGACCAUGAAAGUGGCCAUCAAGAGGUCAAACCCUUCCUCAGAACAGGGAGUUAAUGAGUUCCAGACUGAAGUGGAGAUGCUUUCCAAGUUGAGACAUAAGCACUUGGUGUCGUUGAUUGGAUACUGCGAGGAAGAGAACGAAAUGUGCUUGGUUUACGACUACAUGGCGAGGGGAACGAUGAGGGAACACAUCUACAAAGGAAACAACACACCACUGUCAUGGAAGCAGAGGUUGGAGAUCUGUAUCGGCGCAGCGAGAGGACUUCACUACCUUCAUACAGGGGCAAGGUACACUAUCAUUCACAGGGAUGUCAAGACCACCAACAUUCUCCUAGACGAGAACUGGGUAGCGAAAGUUUCAGAUUUCGGGCUCUCGAAGACCGGUCCUAACAUGGAUAAAGGCCAUGUUAGCACUGUGGUGAAAGGAAGCUUUGGGUACUUGGAUCCCGAGUACUUCCGCAGGCAGCAGCUGACAGAGAAAUCGGACGUUUACUCCUUCGGGGUUGUCCUCUUUGAAGUUCUGUGUGCAAGACCUGCAUUGAACCCUAGCCUCCCAAAGGAGCAAGUAAGUCUUGCUGAUUGGGCUCUGCACUGUCAAAGAAAGGGAAUCCUUGAGGAUAUCAUUGAUGCUCAGCUCAAGGGCAAGAUCAACCCCGAGUGCUUGAAGAAGUUCGCGGAGACCGCCGAGAAGUGCCUCUGCGAGCACGGACUCGAGCGUCCCACCAUGGGAGACGUGCUGUGGAAUCUCGAAUUCGCUCUCCAGUUGCAGGAGAACGCGGAUGGUUCCAGCCAUUCCUCUCACCGAGCAGGAAGCAAUGUUUCCGAGGAAGUCGCUCCACGACUAGACUUGAACAGUCUGAGCAUCGGCAGCGAGCACGAACUGAGCCAAGAUUCAGACGACAUGAACGCUAUUUUCUCGCAGAUAGUCAAUCCGAAAGGCCGAUAAGGACAAUGUUACCGUCCCAUUCGCCAAUUUACCUAGAUGAUUCUGACUUUAUUUUCUGGUUUUUCUGAUAGUAACACUAAGUGGAUGCAUGUUGAAGGUAACACCAGGUGAAGCUCCAUCUGUACUUGUGAAGUUCAGUGUGAAUUGACAGAUGUUGUGGGUUUUUCUUGCAAAAGAAUCUAUAAAUUGGCAUUACUUAUUACCGCUA
Syzygium oleosum is the source of this 3173-nucleotide messenger RNA. Its product is annotated as receptor-like protein kinase ANXUR1. Gene Ontology annotation, cellular component: plasmodesma; plasma membrane. The transcript has a single exon. The record is from RefSeq and is a predicted model, not a curated record. Gene Ontology annotation, molecular function: ATP binding; transmembrane receptor protein tyrosine kinase activity. The coding region runs from base 380 to 2965 and encodes 861 amino acids. Lineage: Eukaryota; Viridiplantae; Streptophyta; Magnoliopsida; Myrtales; Myrtaceae. Gene Ontology annotation, biological process: protein autophosphorylation.